AUGGCCACCACCUCCACGGUGAUUGUUGGCCGCCUUGGGGAGGAGGAGUUGGCGGCUGUUGGCCUGGCAGUGAGCCUGGCGAACGUGUCGGGAUACAGCAUCCUGGUGGGGAUCGCAACGACGCUGCAGACGACCACUGGCCAAGCCUUCGGAGCCCGGAACUUCGAGGAGGUCUCCCUGAGCUUGCAGCGGUGCUUUCUGCUCUGCCUGGUCAUGCUGGGCCUCAUCACUGCGCUGUGGCUGUGUAGUGAGCCCCUCCUGCUGGCGGUGGGGCAGGAGAAAGCGGUGGCGGCCCUGGCCGCCAGAUACUUGAGAUAUCUCUUGCCAGGUGUGUGCUGCUACCUCGUCACGCAAUGCUGUCAGAACUGGCUGGCGGCCCAGCGCAUGACGGGCGUGCAGGCAACGGGUGGGCUUCUCCUGGCCGCCGUGUACCUUCCCCUCUGCUGGACGCUGGUCCAUCCUUUGAAGCUAGGAUUCAUCGGCGCGGCCAUCGCCACGUCCCUGAGCAACGGCGCCUUGGCGCUGUGGAUGAUCUUCCGGACCACCGGCUCCCUGCGCACGGCCCUGCCGAACUCCUGGCAAGGCUUCUCAAGGUCCGCUUUCUCUGCAUGGUCGCCUUUCCUGAAGCUGGCCGUUCCCAACUUCCUGAUGAUCUCGGAAUGGUGGGCCUCUGAAAUCAUCGUUUUGAUGUCGGGCACCUUGCCCGAUGCAGAGGUGAGCCUCACUGCCAUGGCGAUCUUUUCCAACACCUGCGCGGUCUGUUUCAUGCCGCCCCUCAGCUGGGGCAUGGCAGCGAACACCCGAGUCAGCAACGAGUUGGGCGCGGGAAAGCCCCGCGCCGCCAAGUUCGCCGCGCAGGUGCUGGACUACGCCGAUCCAAUCAUGUCGAUCUGCGCAAUCUACGUCGCCCUGGACGGCAUGUGCACUGUCGCUUCUGGAUCGCUCAAAGGAUGUGGCCGACAGCUGAUCCUGGCACCCAUCGUCAUUUUCGCCUACUACGUGGCUGGCAUUCCCAGCGCAUGGGCCCUGGCCUGGCCAGGACAUCUCAGCACGCGUGGCCUGGCCAUGGGUUCGACGAUCGGAACUGCAACGCACUGCUUGCUCUUUGCGGCGAUGCUCUGGAGGACCGACUGGCCCCAGAUGUCCCGGUUGGCCCGGCAGCGCGCGCUGGCGAAGCCCCUGAUCCAGAUGGACGAUCGAGCCUUGGUCACAAAAGGCCUUCGGGUUUAG
Molecule: messenger RNA, 1230 nt
Organism: Symbiodinium natans
Lineage: Eukaryota; Dinophyceae; Suessiales; Symbiodiniaceae
Source: the annotation of a GenBank genome assembly